GCAGAACAGUAGACAGAGAUCACCUGAGGGGUUUAUACAGCAGACUUAAUGACCUACCAGAACUUAUGAAUAGAAGGUUCCAAGUGGGUUCCAAACCUCCACAAGUACCUGUUGAUGCUUAUAGUUUUGAGAAACGUAACUCAGUAGACCUGCUCCGAGCCCAGCCAGUGUGUCCUUAUAAAACAGAAUGGCGGCUAAUACAUCGCGCGAAGAACAUCAACGAUACGGAAGUGAUAGUUUUCCAGCCUGAGAUUGAAAGUGAUGGCUUCCAGUGGUUCUAUACAGCUACGUGUGAUAGGGCUGCUUCAUAUCUCUAUGAUUCUUCUUGCCCAACGUGUUGUAGGGGUAUAGACACGACUAGAUAUGUGUCUACCUGUGUCCCUAAGAAGUCCUAUAUUAUGGCGUACGCCCGUCAGGCGCAGGAAUUGAACUAUGACUGGACCUGGAUACAGAUUGACACCGGAUGUAGCUGCGCCAUAUCAAGUAUACCGGGAGUAUGAAACCCAGAAUCAAGUUUUUGUGUCAACAGUUGUGUACCGUAAUUUAACUACUUCCAAGGAAACAAAAUUCAUCAUAGCCAAUCACAGAAGAAGAAAAAAAACUUUUGUAAAAGUUUUCUCAUUGAAAGAUAAUCAUAAAGCGAAACCAAUCGGACGAUUACUUGUUUAACAAUACUAUAUAUGGUUAAUUUUAUGAAUUCUACAUUUCAAUGAUUUAUUUUAACAUGGCAAAAGAAAACCUAAUGAUUAAGGAGGCAAAGAACAUUUCUUUAAACAACAUUAGGAAAAUUUGUUUUGA
This is a messenger RNA of Saccostrea echinata, 798 nucleotides long. RefSeq names its product venom nerve growth factor-like. The coding region runs from base 66 to 500 and encodes 144 amino acids. Gene Ontology annotation, biological process: nerve growth factor signaling pathway; neuron projection morphogenesis; cell surface receptor protein tyrosine kinase signaling pathway. Lineage: Eukaryota; Metazoa; Mollusca; Bivalvia; Ostreida; Ostreidae. The record is from RefSeq and is a predicted model, not a curated record. Gene Ontology annotation, molecular function: nerve growth factor receptor binding; growth factor activity. The transcript has 3 exons.